Lagopus leucura (white-tailed ptarmigan) is the source of this 1150-nucleotide messenger RNA. Its product is annotated as transmembrane protein 238-like. The coding region runs from base 1 to 408 and encodes 135 amino acids. The transcript is spliced from 2 exons. The record is from RefSeq and is a predicted model, not a curated record. Lineage: Eukaryota; Metazoa; Chordata; Aves; Galliformes; Phasianidae.
AUGGCAGCCCCCGGAGGUCUGGGCCGCUGCGUGGCCGCCUUCUGGCUGGCGCUGGCCUUCGACGCGGUGGGUUUGGCGGUGCUGCUGGCCGGGGUGUUCGCCGACGUGUUCUUCGCCGACUUACUAAUCUACGCGGGCGGUAUCGGCAUCUUCCUCAGCCUCAUCUGGUGGGUGUUCUGGUACGCGGGCAACCUAGAGGUGUCGCCAGAGGAGCUGCGCGACGACGUGGGGCUGGCACCGCCCAAGGGCCGUGGGGAUAGCGUACUGCGGGGUUUGGUGCACGGCUUCAGCCUCCGCUUCUCUUCAGUUCUCGGCACCGCGUCUCGUUCCCGCCGCGCCGCCGACCUGGAGCUGCAGCGCCCCCGCGGCCCGCCGCGCCGCCCCGCCGACGGCAACAGGAUCUGCUGAAGACAAGCCUGUUGAAGUUAUUGCCUCUAAAAGAGGUGAAACUGCUACAAUUCAUGGAAGGAGAAAUCUGUAUUCCAUGCAGUAAGAUUCUUUCAUAUGGAAUAAUUUCUGCAAUCACAGUGGACUUUAUAUGAAGUGGAUGCAUAGACCUAUAUCUCUGCCAAAUGCACCUAUUUCAGCGUUGGAUUGGAUCACAUCUGGUUGUUAUUUGUUUUUUUGUUUGUUUGUUUCAUCAUUUCAAAACUUAAAAUUGACUUUCCAAGAAGUGAGAACUAAAAAGGAAACCAACCCAAUCCACAGAAAAAAAUAACUGCAGCAUGUUAUACAUAAUUACCUUUCAUAAUGACCCAGGAAUGUUUGGAUAAAAAGCUCUUGCACAGUGAAAAGCUUUUGCACUGUUUUUCUAAGGUCUGGAAGUUAAACUCACUGUGAAUUUUAUAUGAUGUCAGUGCAAUACUUUUAUUUGUAAGGGUGCUUUUAAAAUAGCUGUGUAAAACUACUGGUGCAGUUAUGAAUGCAGAAGUUGUUGAUAGUGUAAAUACAAGAUUUACAGUGACUCCUAUGAAGUUUCAUCAUUAUUUGGGAAUAGCUUGGAAUUUGAGGUUUUAUAAGUACACAAGUAAAAAUAGUGAUGUUGGCAUUCCAAUUCUUUCUUCAUAGUUACAUGUAAUGUAAUAUGAUAAGAGGAGGCUUUUGAAUUCAGUUAUGAUACAAUAACUUUUUCUAACGCUGAAGCAUUAAA